This is a messenger RNA of Aspergillus puulaauensis, 669 nucleotides long. RefSeq names its product glutathione S-transferase family protein. Bases 1 to 669 code for a protein of 222 amino acids. NCBI's taxonomy places the organism in Eukaryota, Fungi, Ascomycota, Eurotiomycetes, Eurotiales, Aspergillaceae. The record is from RefSeq and is a predicted model, not a curated record. The transcript has a single exon.
AUGCUACCCAUCAUCCUCUACUCCCAUUCCGCCGGCCCCAACCCGAAGAAGGUCCGCAUGGUCCUCGAAGAGCUCUCGAUCCCCUAUCAUGUCAAGACCCUCGAAUUCCCCGAAAUGAAACAGCCUUCCUUUCUGAACGUCAACCCCAACGGCCGGGUGCCGGCCAUUAUUGAUCCCAACACUGAUAUCACCCUCUGGGAGUCCGGCGCCAUAAUCGAAUACCUCGUUCAAAGAUACGACCCGCAGCAGACGAUCAGUUUCCGCGUUGACUCACCCGAGUAUUACCAAGUGAAGCAGUGGCUGCAUUUCCAGAUGUCCGGGCAAGGCCCUUACUUUGGUCAGGCAGUGUGGUUCAAGGUACACCACCCGGAGUUCAUCCAGAGCUGCUACGACCGGUAUUUCAAUGAGAUUGCGAGGGUCGCGGGGGUGCUGAACGGGGCUUUGGAGAAGCAGGAGUAUCUUGUUGGGGAUCGGUGCAGCGUUGCGGAUAUCUCGUUUGUAAUUUGGUUUCAGUUUGUGCCUUGGAUUACCGAUGGCAAGCUGCAUUUCGGGCGCGAGUAUCCUUUCUUGAAUGCUUGGUUGAAUAGGCUGGAGAGUCGCCCUGCUAUUCAGAAGGUCCUGGCUGGUCAGACGUCGUUGCCUGAGCCUGCUAGACAGAAGUCGGAGUAG